This is a messenger RNA of Physeter macrocephalus (sperm whale), 1075 nucleotides long. Its product is annotated as osteoclast-stimulating factor 1. Bases 439 to 1026 code for a protein of 195 amino acids. Gene Ontology annotation, molecular function: protein binding. Lineage: Eukaryota; Metazoa; Chordata; Mammalia; Artiodactyla; Physeteridae. The transcript is spliced from 11 exons. Gene Ontology annotation, biological process: signal transduction. The record is from RefSeq and is a predicted model, not a curated record.
UGCGCGCUCCGGACAGCUCUGUCGGCCGCGGGGCGGGGCGGGGCACUGCGCGGAGCUGCUCUGCCUGCCUCUGCUCGUCCGGCUGCCCAGGGUGGACGCAGGUCCUUGAAGGCGCACCACUGCAAACCAGACAAAAAGAAACUCUGAGGCGCCCCGAGUGCCGGCUGGAGGGGCGUUCGGUUGGCUUUUUGUGCGUGGUCUUUAGAAUCAGCCGCUCCAGGAAGAGAGAUGUCGAAGCCGCCACCCAAACCGGUCAAACCAGGGCAAGUUAAAGUGUUCAGAGCUCUUUAUACGUUUGAACCCAGAACUGGCUCCAGGUUGACAAAUGUGGAAAAUUUCAAAAGGACGUCACGGUCUUUCCAAAAUUUCUCAUAAAAUAUAUAUUUGCAUAAACCAACCAAAAUUAAUGCCUUGAGAAUUAUAUGUUACCAAGAAUAUAUGGAACAGGAUAUACAUUACCAACCAGAUGAAUUGUACUUUGAAGAAGGUGAUAUUAUCUACAUUACUGACAUGAGUGAUACCAAUUGGUGGAAAGGCACCUCCAAAGGCAGGACGGGACUAAUCCCAAGCAACUAUGUGGCUGAGCAGGCAGAAUCCAUUGACAAUCCAUUGCACGAAGCUGCAAAAAGAGGCAACUUGAGUUGGUUGAGAGAGUGUUUGGACAACCGAGUAGGUGUUAAUGGCUUGGACAAAGCUGGAAGCACCGCCCUGUACUGGGCUUGCCACGGGGGUCACAAAGAUAUAGUGGAAAUGCUAUUUACUCAACCAAACAUUGAACUGAACCAACAGAACAAGUUGGGAGACACAGCUUUGCAUGCUGCUGCCUGGAAGGGUUAUGCAGAUAUUGUCCAGUUGCUUCUGGCAAAAGGUGCUAGAACAGACUUAAGAAACAAUGAAAAGAAGCUGGCCCUGGACAUGGCUACUAAUGCUGCCUGUGCAUCUCUCCUGAAAAAGAAACAGGGAACAGAUGCAGUCCGAACAUUAAGCAAUGCUGAGGACUAUCUUGAUGAUGAAGACUCAGAUUAACUCCUUUCCAGAGCUUUGAGAUCUAAAACUUGUGUUGCUUUUGCCAUUU